AUGGGGUUGCUAGUUCGCUCACUGGGUUCAAACGAGAAUGAGAAUAUGGUCAAACCCAAAAAGAGCUCGACCGGUCCUCGAAGGGCACUCAGGGUUGUUUCCAGCAGUGAGGUGAACAAACAGGUGCGUUCUUUGUCCACCAAAGAAGCUCAGUUCAAGAGAGAGUCAAUCAAAACAGACGGCGUCUCUACGGUGGACGAGUACGAUGACGAAACUGAGGACGACAUGGUUCUGGAAGACGAGGAGGUGAAGCAGCAACAGCAAAACUCGACAGAUGAUGAAGGCGAAGAAGACGAGGGGUUCCAAGUGUUGGAGGAGAAAGUGGAGCCCAUGUCACCCAGAUGGGAUGCCAGUAUUGAAGCCGAGCUCACAGCUGUGGUGAGGAAGUUUUUCCGCGAAGACCCAGACCCGAGAGACGAGGACACAUGGGACGUGUCCAUGGUGGCUGAAUAUGGCCCUGAAAUUUUCAACUACAUGCGCGAUCUGGAGAUGAAGUACGCUCCAUACUCUCACUACGUGCCUGAUAUCCAGUCAGAGAUCACGUGGGAGAACAGAGCCACCCUGAUGAACUGGAUCGUCCAAGUGCACGCUCGUUUCAACUUACUACCAGAGACAUUAUUUCUCGCUGUUAAUCUGAUCGACCGGUUUCUUUCGAAACGGGCCAUUUCGCUUUCGCGGUUCCAGCUAUGUGGAGCCAUUGCUUUAUUCAUUGCUGCAAAAUAUGAGGAGAUCAACUGCCCUUCUGUGCAACAGAUGGCGUACAUGGUCUCGAACGACUAUACCAUCGAGGAGCUGCUUAAGGCAGAGAGGUUUAUGAUCAACGAGCUCCAGUUUGAGAUGGGCUACCCGGGACCUAUGUCGUUCCUUAGACGUACCUCUAAAGCUGACGACUACGACAGCGAGACCAGAACACUGGCCAAAUACUUUCUAGAGAUUACCAUCAUGGAUCCGAGGUUUGUGGCGUCUCCUCCCAGCUGGCUAGCGGCAGGAGCGCACUAUCUUGCCCGCAAGAUGUUGCACCACGGCAAAUGGACCGAGGAACACGUUUUCUACAGUGGUUACUCGGAAGCACAACUGAAGCCAUUGGCCGAUGUGCUUAUUGACAAUUGCAUUGACUACAAAAACAACCACAAGGCGAUCUUCGACAAGUACUCCGAAAGACGAUUUAAACGCAGUGCGAUCUUUGUCCAGGAGUAUCUAAGAGAGUCGCUACAAUAUUGA
Messenger RNA from Ogataea angusta, 1221 nucleotides. RefSeq lists its product as uncharacterized. The coding region runs from base 1 to 1221 and encodes 406 amino acids. Gene Ontology annotation, biological process: regulation of cyclin-dependent protein serine/threonine kinase activity; mitotic cell cycle phase transition. Gene Ontology annotation, molecular function: cyclin-dependent protein serine/threonine kinase regulator activity. NCBI's taxonomy places the organism in Eukaryota, Fungi, Ascomycota, Pichiomycetes, Pichiales, Pichiaceae. The transcript has a single exon. Gene Ontology annotation, cellular component: cytoplasm; centrosome; nucleus. The record is from RefSeq and is a predicted model, not a curated record.